CCUGCCCUGCGCCCUGGGGAGGUUUCAGGCUUUGUCCGGAUACGUGGAGGGACGUGACGUGAGGCGGUCCUACAGACAAUCCGGGAUAACCACUGCCAGCUCAAACUUUGUCUUUUCUUUAAACAAAAAUGGCUCCCUCCACUUCUUCUCACCUCUUCUCUGUGUGUUUGCUCGCCUUUUUCCUCUCGGCGGUGAACUCCCAGUAUGAAAAGUAUAGCUUCAGGAGUUUCCCCAGACAUGAGCUGAUGCCCCUGGAGUCCGCCUACAAGUACGCGCUGGAUCAGUACACGGCGGAGAAGUGGCAGGAAACGGUGGAGUACCUGGAGGUGUCGCUGCGGCUCUACCGACUGCUGCGGGACAGCGAGGCCUUCUGCAAUCUGAACUGCAGCUCUGUGCGGCUGGACGACGAGCAGAAGUUUGCGGACUUUCCCGAGCUGCGGGCGUUCGGGAAUGUGAUGAAAAGGGCGCAGUGCCUGAAGCGCUGCAAGCAGGGGCUGCCAGCUUUCAGGCAGAGCAUGCCCGGCAGGGACACCAUCGAUGAGUUUGAGCAGAGAGAGCCCUACAAAUACCUGCAGUAUGCCUACUUUAAAUCGAACAACCUGGCCAAAGCUGUGUCUGCUGCUCACACCUUCCUGCUGAAACAUCCUAAUGAUGAGAUGAUGCAGAGGAACAUGGCUUAUUACAACAGUCUACCUGGAGCUGAAGAACAUCUAAAAGAUCUUGAGACCAAAUCCUAUGAGACUUUAUUUUUGCGAGCAGUGAAGGCGUACAAUGGCGAUAACUUCCGCACGUCAGUGUCGGACAUGGAGCUGGCGCUGAGGGAUUUCUUCAAGGUCUACGACGAGUGCCUGGCUGCGUCUGAGGGUCCGAGACACGUCAAAGAGUUUAAAGACUUCUACGCUUCUAUAGCUGACCACUACACUGAAGUCCUUGAAAGAAAGGUGAUGUGUGAAAGUGACCUGACUCCCGUAGUCGGAGGCUUCGUUGUUGAGAAGUUCGUGGCAACGAUGUAUCAUUACCUGCAGUUCGCCUAUUACAAAUUGAAUGACCUAAAGAACGCGGUGCCGUGUGCUAUCAGCUACAUACUGUUUGACCCCAACGACGAAGUCAUGAACAACAACGUGGCCUAUUACAAGUACCACAGAAACAAGUGGGGACUGACGGAGGAGGACUUCCUCGCCAGAGCAGAGGCAGUGCGCUACUACAAUCAGACCACCCUGCAGCUGCAGAUGUUGGAGUUCUCAAAGCAACGCCUUGCCAGCGAUGAUGAGGGGGAGGUGGUGGAGUUUAUAGACGAGUUUCUGGACGAGGACCAAUAGCACACAUGGAAAAACUCCAAAAUACUCAAUCAGAAAUGAUUAAACACUCCAACCGUUUGUAUUUAUUUAAAUACUUAGAGUUUUUAACUUAAAAUUUUUUGUUUUACCUCCACUUUUAAUGCAUCAAUUGUGUUCCUGAUUUGUCAUUUUGUGCAGUAAAUAUUCAGUUUUGCUGUCUUCUAAAUUCAUUCCAUACUGUGAAUCGUGGAUGAUGUUGAUGUUGUUUUUUUAUUUCUAUAAAAUAUAUUUCCUUGUCUAUAACUUAUAGGCACAGAUGUUAGGUUCAGUGUUGUUGCUACAUUAAUAUAUUCUUUGAGAAAUAUUCUUUGUUUGGUACAUUAAAAGGAAGAAAAGGCUUAAAUAGGCACUAUUCCAUAAUCCAUAAUACAGAUCAACAUUGCAUCAUACCUUUAGGCAAAGUCUGAACAGUUAUUUUUGGUAUCCAUGCUUAAAAUAAUUACCUUGGUGGGUUAAUUAAUGAGCUAAUUCUCUGUUCCAGCCCAGAGAUUUUUCUUCGCUUCAGCUUUAAUUAAAAAGAAAAAAGCCACAAAAAAAGCGGUGGAGAACGUGAUAAAGUGCAGAGCGGAGGCAUUCAGAGAAAACACUAAGUUGGUUAUUAAUGUUUGAACAUUGAGUCUCUGUGCAGUUUGUCUCACAGUGGUGUUAGAAACCCACAGGGGAACAUUCCCCCUGUGUUACUGCGUGUCGCAGGUCUGCAUUCUCACUCUCUUCUGUCUCUUUUACUGCCUUUCUUUCACCACCGACCGCAUUUCGACCUCUACUCCUCUGACUUUUUUUAUCGCACUAAGGAGUUUUGGUAAAUUAAAAAAAGUUGGCUGAAAAUAAUCACAUCUGCUGUGUCAUGAACGGAUACAAGGGUGGUUAUCAGAAAGCAAGGUUUCAGGAAGCACUGUUAACAUGAUUUACCGUGCCUUAAAAAGUAACAGCAAACCUCAGUGUAAUUUAUUGGGAUUUUUUUUCCUGACAGCCUAAUAACUGAAAAUCAGAAAGGUUUUGUAUUCCGUGCUCUUUCCUCUGAUACCACUGAAUAAAAUCUGCAACACAA
Molecule: messenger RNA, 2385 nt
Organism: Girardinichthys multiradiatus
Lineage: Eukaryota; Metazoa; Chordata; Actinopteri; Cyprinodontiformes; Goodeidae
Gene: crtap
Product: cartilage associated protein
Exons: 7
Coding region: 129-1319 (396 amino acids)
Biological process (GO): collagen fibril organization; peptidyl-proline hydroxylation to 3-hydroxy-L-proline
Cellular component (GO): endoplasmic reticulum
Molecular function (GO): protein binding; collagen binding
Source: RefSeq, a predicted model, not a curated record